Messenger RNA from Indicator indicator, 6399 nucleotides. It is a transcript of the gene NUP214, whose product is annotated as nucleoporin 214. Lineage: Eukaryota; Metazoa; Chordata; Aves; Piciformes; Indicatoridae. The coding region runs from base 1 to 6237 and encodes 2078 amino acids. The record is from RefSeq and is a predicted model, not a curated record. The transcript is spliced from 36 exons. Gene Ontology annotation, biological process: protein import into nucleus; RNA export from nucleus. Gene Ontology annotation, cellular component: nuclear pore. Gene Ontology annotation, molecular function: structural constituent of nuclear pore; protein binding.
AUGGGGGACGAUAUGGAUGUGAUCCCCGAGCGAGAGAUGAAGGACUUUCAGUUCAGAGCACUGAAGAAGGUUCGCAUCUUUGAUGCUCCAGACGAUCUCCCCAAGGAGCGCUCCAGCCUCCUGGCUGUCUCUAACAAAUAUGGGCUGGUCUUUGCUGCUGGAGGAACCAGCCUGCAGAUCUUCCACACCAGGAACCUCCUCAUGCAGAACCAGCCGGGAGAAGAUCCCAAUGAAAUCGUGGAGAACGUUCAGAGCACCUCAGUCCCCCUGAAGUUCCCUGUGCAGCACCUGGCUCUGAGCUGUGACAACCUCACUCUGUCUGUCUGCAUGAUGUCCACCGAGAUCGGGGCCUUCAUUGGCUUCUUUGAUGUCCGCACCUUCUUGAACCAGGCAAAGCAGCAGAAACGUGCAUUUGCAUAUCACAAACUGGCCAAGGACUCAGGAAGUGCAGCCACAGUCAAUGACCUGAAGUGGAACCCUGCCAGCCCCACCAUGGUGGCCAUCUGCCUGUCUGAUGGCAGCAUCUCAGUGCUGCAGGUCACAGACUCUGUCAAGGUGUAUGCCACCCUGCCUUCCUCUGUUGCUGUGACUUCUGUGUGUUGGAGCCCAAAGGGCAAACAGCUUGCUGUGGGGAGGCAAAAUGGUACUGUGGUGCAAUACCUGCCUAAUCUGCAGGAGAAGAAAGUGAUUCCUUGUCCUCCCUUCUAUGACUCAGACAAUCCUGUUAAAGUUCUGGAUGUGCUAUGGAUUGGCACCUAUGUCUUUACUAUUGUGUAUGCAGCAGCUGAUGGGACACUGGAAACACCUCCAGAAGUGGUCAUAGCCAUCCUGCCUAGAAAAGAAGAGAAGAGACCAGAGAAGUUUGUGAAUUUCAUGGAGCCUUGCUAUGGGAGCUGCACAGAGAGGCAGCAUCAUUACUUCCUCAACUAUGUAGAGGAAUGGGAUCUUGUUCUGGCAGCUUCAGCAGCUUCCACAGAAGUCAGCAUUCUGGCCAGGCAAGGGGAUCAGAACUGGGAAUCCUGGGUUUUGGAGGACUCCAGCAGAGCAGAGCUUCCUGUGACAGACAAGAGCGAUGACACUCUGCCUGUGGGGGUUGCUGUAGACUACACCAGCAACAUGCCCAUCCCCAUCAGUGAUGAGAAGACCUUGGGUCCUGCUCCAGUUCUGAUCUUGCUCUCUACGGAUGGUGUCCUCUGCCCCUUCUACAUGAUCAACCAAAACCCAGGGGUCAGGUCCCUGCUGGUCACCCCAGAGCUGCUGCCCUUAGUAGGGGAGAGAGUUCCAAAGUCAACAGGAAGUGCUGCCACAACUCCAACUACUCCUCCAAAGCCUGACACAGGACCUGGUGCUGUUCCUCCUGCACCUGCCUCCAGCCAGCCUGCCGUGCCAGGGGCAGCAGCUCUGUCCUGCACACCUCCAGCAGUGAAGGUUCCUGGCUCUGCAGGCAGUGAUCCUCCACCUUACCCCUUUGCCACCGAGGCCUCCACGCAAGCCCUGGCUCCCCGUCUGGCUGGAGCAGCAAUCUUCUCCUUCUCCUCUGCUUCUCCUAAGGCAUCCACAACUCCUGCUCCUCCUGUAGCCACCACCACAGCUGCUGCUGCUGCCACCCUUUUUUCCUUUGGAUCCAUGAACUUUAAACCAGCUGCAGACAGCUCCCCUGGGCCACCGUUCUCCUCAACACCUCUUCCACAGAAGUCAUCUUUUUCCCCUUCAGCUUCUUCAGUCAAAGUGAACCUCAAUGAGAAGUUCAAUGCUGUAGAAACCUCUUCUCCUGCUAGCAGCAGUGGUCAAUGCACUGCCACAAUGUUUUCAUUCUCAACCACUUCCAAAACUACUGCUGGAAAUCCUUUGAGCCAGUCCACAGCCAUCACAGCCUCUACUACCCCAGCACCGAAGGUUUCAACCCCUGCACCUGUCACAGUGACACGGCCUGCUCAGAGCACACCUCCAGCUGCUUUGGUACAGAAGACAGCCAAAGUCACCCCUUCUGCAGCAAAACCAAGCUCUGCUCAGGGCAAAUCAGCAGUUCCCAGCACAGCUUUGGAGAAGCAGACCCACCAGUGGAAGGACUCAGACCCUGUCAUAGCAGGAAUCAGAGAGGAGAUUGCACAUUUUCAGAAGGAGAUGGAGGAGCUGAAGGCCAGGAGCUCCAAAGCCUGUUUCCAAGUUGGGACUCCAGAGGAAAUGAAGAUGUUGAGGACUGAGUCAGAUGAUCUUCACACUUUCCUCUUGGAGAUCAAAGAGACCACAGAGUCACUUCAUGGAGAUAUUAGCAUUCUGAAGACAACCUUGCUGGAGGGAUUUGCAGGGGUGGAAGAGGCUAAAGAACAGAAUAAUCAGAGUCGUGGCUCAGGGUAUUUGCACUUACUCUAUAAGAAACCUUUGGAUCCCAAGAGUGAGGCACAGCUGCAGGAGAUCCGCCGCCUGCACCAGUAUGUGAAGUUUGCUGUGCAGGAUGUGAAUGAUGUCCUGGACCUGGAGUGGGAUCGGCACCUGGAGCAGAAGAGGAAGCAGAAGCGGCUGCUGGUUCCUGAGCGAGAGACUUUGUUCAACACCCUGGCCAACAACAGGGAGAUCAUCAAUCAGCAGAGGAAGAGGCUCAACCACCUGGUCAACAGCCUGCAGCAGCUCCGCCUCUACAAUCAGACAUCUCAGUGGAGUGUUCCCACUGAGACAUCUUCUUUCAGCAGUGCUCAAAGUUUUGACAAUGACCUUGAAAGCCUUCGCAGUGCCUUGAUGAAAACCACCCUGGAAUCUCAUACCAAACCUCUGCCUAAAGUACCUGCUAAACUAUCCCCUGUGAAACAGACACAGCUGAGGAAUUUCCUAGCCAAGAGGAAAACUCCACCAGUUAGGUCUACAGCUCCAGCAAGUUUGUCCAGAUCUGCCUUCCUGUCUACAAGAUACUAUGAAGAUUUGGAUGAAGUCAGCUCAACCUCCUCAGUUUCCCAGUCACUGGAGAAUGAAGAUUCACAGGCAGUGGACCAGGAAGAAGAGGCUGCUCCAGCCCCAGUCCCACGUCAUGCUCCCGUGGUCCGAACUCCCUCUGUCCAGCCUGGUUUGAUGGCCCAGUCCCCAUCCUUUGGGAAGCAGCACCUCUCCCUGGGUACUUUGUUGCCUACAUCUUCCAACAGAAUCAUCCCACAAGGUGCAGACAGUACAAUGCUUGCCACAAAGACUGUGAAACAUGGAGCCCCUGCUCCCACUGUCACUGUUCCAGCACCACAGGCAGCUGCUGCUGCAGCUCUGAGGAGGCAGAUGGCUAACCAGUCCCCAGCUGUGAGCACCUCCCUGACUGAAUCAACUCUGAAGAACGUUCCCCAGGUGGUGAAUGUCCGGGAACUCAAGAGUGGUGGUGCUUUGACUCCUGCUGUCUCCACAGUCCUUGGGUCCUCUGUACCCCACUCUGCAGCCCAGGCAGUCCACCAAGUUUUGACAGCUGUGGCUACAAAUCAAGCUAAACAGACACCUCUGGCAAACUCCCUUAAGGGCCAGGCUCCACCUUCCUCAGCGUGUGCACCCUGUCCUAUAGCAUCCACAGCUGGGCCAGCAUCACCUGGAAGCAAAAUCUCAGGACAAGGGACAGUGAAAACAGUUACAGCUGUGACUUCUACAACUCCAUCAGUACCAGCCACAACUGCACAGCUGAACAAGGCCUUCUCCUUUACUUCUGCAGGGUCUGGAUUUACUUUUGGUGGUGUCACAUCAGCUGCUUCAUCACCAGCCCUGCCCAGCCUUGCUUCCUCACAAGCUCCUGCUAAAGAAUCCACCCAGGCAGAUUCACCUUUACUUGCUGGGACUUCCAAGUUUGGAAUCAUGCCUGAGAACUCCUUUGCUUUUGGCUCUGUCAAGCCAGCAAGUGCUCCAGGAGCCUUAGGAGGAAGUAGCACCUCAGCAGAUGGCACCCAGGCAACCAAGCCUGCUGCAGCAACAUCCUCUGCUCCCUCCACAGCCCCUGCCAAGCUGGACAUCCAUCCAUCUAAACCAGGAGACCACUUGGUUCAGAGCAGUCUAGCUGGGGAAACUCUAGGGAGCUUCUCAGAACUACGGGUUGGGCCAGCAGAUGACAGUGCCAAGGCCAGCACUAAAGCAGCAGCAGCUACCAGUGCUGCAGGAUCACAGCCAGCUAAAAUGUCUGCAAUAGCUUCUGGGUUUGCUUUUGGUGCACCCCUGGCAUUGGGAAAAGCUGGAGAAGCUGCUUCAACAUCAGCCUCCUCUGCUGGCACAGCAGCCCCAGCCGUCAGCACCAGCGCCACAAGCAGCCUCUUUGGCAGUGUCCAGAUAACCAGCCCAGGGUCUUCUGGGGUGUUUAACCUUGGAGGCUCUGGUGGCAGCAAACCCACUUUUUCCUUUGGGAUUCAGCCAGUAACCAGCCUGAGCACAUCCACCUCUCCCCCUGCUUCAACCUCCAUCUCAUGUGGAAGCUUCUCGAGUUCAUCACAACCUGCUGCCCCUGCUGCAUCUUCUGCCAAGGUUGCAGGGGAUGGCAAAUCCCCUUCUGGGCCAGAAAAGCCAUCUGAGAGUGAAGCUGCAGCAGCUGGCUCUUCACCUCCAGUCACACAGUCACCACUGCCACCCCUGGAGGCCAUUAAAGAGCCCUCUGUGCCCCAGGCCCCAGCUGGGGACAGCAGCUCUGCAGGCUCUGCCACCCUGUCAGCAGCACCUCCUGCUGCUGCUGCUGCCCCCACAACUGAUCUGAAGGCAGCAGUGCCAGCAGCUGGCUCUGCACCUGCCCCCCCAGAUCAGAAUGUCUCAGCCACCACCUCCACACCAAACCUUGCCUCUCCUGCAGGAGCCACCAGUGUGCUGGCUGCCAGCUCUGAUGCUGCUGCCAGUGCUCAGAGCGCAGCUCUCGGGGCCUCUGUCUUUGCCCCCACCUCUGCAGGCUCCUCAGUGUUCUCUCAGCCCCCGAGCUCCAGCUCCUCUGGCUCAGCAUUUAGCCAGCCUGCAGGUGACACAGGUGCCACUCCUUCCACCCCUGCUGUCUUUGGGCAGCUGCCAGCAGGUACCACAGCAUCCUCCCCCUUUGGGCAGCUGCCCACCAGUACCUUGGCCACUGCCACUGCCACCACACAGGCUGCCAGCUCAGGCUUUGGGACUUCUGCCUUUGGCACCACCACCACAGGGGGCUUUGGGCAGCCAGCCUUUGGACAAGCACCAGCCUUUGGGCAGCCAGCCAGCAGCUCUUCAGGUGGAUUUAACUUCAGCCAGUCUGGCUUUGGGACAGUGCCAGCCUUUGGGCAGCCAGCAGCUUCCACAGCAGCCUCCAGCAGUGGCAAUGUUUUUGGGGCAGCAGCUAGCACCAACAGCUCCAGCUCCUUCUCCUUUGGCCAGCCCUCUGCCAGCACUGGAGGGGGCUUGUUUGGCCAGAGCAGCCCUCCUGUCUUUGGGCAGGGCACUGCCUUUGGGCAAGGAGGCUCAGUCUUUGGCAGCACUGUUACUACCACAACCUCAUCUGCUGGCUUCAGCUUCUGCCAGGCUUCAGGGUUUGGUUCUAGCAACACAGGUUCUGUGUUUGGGCAAGCAGCUAACACUGGAGCCACUGUCUUUGGCCAGCAGCCAUCUUCUUCUAGUGGAAACCUGUUCGGAGCUGGAAGUGGUGGGAGAAGUGGAGGCUUCUUCAGUGGUUUGGGAGGAAAGCCAAGUCAGGAUGCAGCCAAUAAGAAUCCCUUCAGUUCCUCCAGUGGAGGAUUUGGAUCUGCAGCUUCCCAGAAUUCUUCCAACUUGUUUGGCAACAGUGGAGCGAAGACUUUUGGAUUUGGCAGCUCAUCUUUUGGAGAGCAGAAGCCUGCAGGGACUUUCAGCUCUGGUGGUGGCAGUGUGGCCUCCCAAGGCUUUGGGUUCUCCAGUCCAAACAAAGCAGGUGGCUUCGGUGCUGCUCCAGUGUUUGGCAGCCCUCCCACUUUUGGGGGGUCCCCUGGGUUUGGAGGGGUGCCAGCAUUCGGUUCAGCCCCAACCUUUUCAAGCCCUCUGGGCUCAACGGGAGGCAAAGUGUUCGGCGAGGGCACGGCGGCGGCCAGCACCGGAGGAUUUGGGUUUGGUGGCACCAGCAACAGCACAGCAUCCUUUGGCACCCUGGCAAACCAGAACACCCCCAGCUUUGGCUCUCUGUCACAGCAGGGGACUGCCUUUGGCACACAGAACAGUGGAUUCUCAGCUUUUGGGACAGGUGGAGGAGGGUUUGGGUUUGGAGCCUCUAAUACAUCUUCCUCUGGAUUUAGUGCAUGGAGAAGCUAGGAACAUCCUGAACUCCCUGUAGAGCUGUGCUGCAGCUCCUGCCUUCCUGAGUCACCAGCAUGCUCAGCACCCCAACACUUUUUCUUUCAAGCACCAGUUCUAGGACUGCUUUGGGGUUGGGUUUUGUUUCCUAAGAAAAAGAUUUUGCUUAUUUUUGUGUAA